This is a messenger RNA of Rhodamnia argentea, 2176 nucleotides long. Its product is annotated as purple acid phosphatase 15-like. Gene Ontology annotation, molecular function: acid phosphatase activity; metal ion binding. The record is from RefSeq and is a predicted model, not a curated record. The coding region runs from base 382 to 2004 and encodes 540 amino acids. NCBI's taxonomy places the organism in Eukaryota, Viridiplantae, Streptophyta, Magnoliopsida, Myrtales, Myrtaceae. The transcript has 7 exons.
UUAAAGUCACAAUGUAAAGUCCCGCGGAAACAACCGGACAACUUCCUCGUCCACCUCGUGCCCGACCCCGACUCUCUCUCUCUCUCUCUCUCUCUCUCUCUCUGCAGCAAGCAAGUCUAGACACUCAGGAACCAGUCGCAAUGGCGGUAGCUUCUUCUUCGACCUUUCGCGUUUGGCGUUUUCUGGCGAAGUACCCAUCUCGUCCACUUCUCUAGUUUUUCAGCACGACCCACAACGGCGAACGCGUGAUGCGCUUUCUCACGUGAAAAACCACUCCCUCUCUCUCUCUCUCUCUCUCUCUCCAUAUCCAACCGCUUAUUUAACUCCUCGCCGUCGCCGUCGUCGUCGUCGUCGUAACAGUCCGUCUCUCACGCGCAAGAAAUGGCGGCAAUGCCGCCGGUGCUGUUCCGGGUCUCGCUCGCCCUGUCUUGCUUCUUGCUCUGCUCCGAGCCCGCGCUCGUCGGAGGAAUCCCAACGACUCUCGAGGGGCCGUUCCCGCCGGUGACGGUGCCCCUCGACAAGAGCUUCCGAGGAAACGCCGUCGACUUGCCGGACACCGACCGUCGGGUCCAGAGGACGGUCUCCGGGUUCGAGCCGGAGCAAAUCUCCGUCUCCCUUUCCUCCAACUACAACUCCGUCUGGAUUUCUUGGAUCACGGGAGAGUUCCAGAUAGGUGACAACAUCGCCCCGUUGGAUCCGAACAGUGUGGGGAGUGUUGUUUCUUACAGGGUCUCAAGUUCUGGACGGCGUCGUCAGGCGACCGGUUAUUCGCUGAUUUACAACCAACUUUAUCCCUUCGAAGGUCUCAAAAACUACACUUCUGGCAUUAUACACCAUGUUCGUCUGAAAGGGUUGAAGCCCAACACAUUAUACUAUUACCAAUGUGGAGAUCCUUCAAUAGCAAUGAGCGAUAUAUAUUAUUUUAGGACUAUGCCCGUCGCUGGCCAGAGGAGUUACCCCAGCAGAGUGGCCGUGGUUGGUGACUUGGGUCUUACAUACAAUACCACUUCGACGGUCGACCACAUGCUGAGUAAUCAUCCUGAUCUUGUUCUUAUGGUCGGGGAUGUGACUUAUGCUGACUGGUAUCUCACAAAUGGAACUGUGACCGAUUGCUACUCCUGCUCGUUUCCACAAACUCCUAAGCAUGAAACCUACCAGCCACGAUGGGAUUAUUGGGGCAGGUUUAUGCAGCCUCUAGUGUCGAAAGUGCCCAUCAUGGUUAUAGAAGGAAAUCAUGAGAUUGAAGGACAGGCUGAGAAUCGAACUUUUGUCGCCUAUAGUUCUCGAUUUGCAUUUCCAUCCAAAGAAAGUGGAUCAUCGUCUACGUUUUACUAUUCCUUCAAUGCUGGCGGCAUACACUUUUUAAUGCUUGGUGCCUAUAUUUCUAUUAAUAAAUCAUCGGAUCAGUUCAGAUGGUUAGAGAAAGACCUGUCUAAGGUUGACAGAGAAGUCACACCAUGGCUGGUGGCUACAUGGCACCCUCCUUGGUACAGCACUUACACGGCACAUUACAGAGAGGUAGAGUGCAUGAGGGUUGCAAUGGAGGAUUUGCUGUACAGUUAUGGGGUUGAUGUCGUCUUUGUUGGACAUGUUCAUGCCUAUGAGCGGUCAAAUAGAGUAUACAACUACACUCUAGAUCCCUGUGGUCCUGUUCACAUCACGGUCGGAGAUGGUGGUAACCGAGAGGACCUGGCAAUUACACAUGCAGAUGAACCUGGAAACUGUCCAGACCCAAGUACCAGCCCUUAUAGGUACAUGGGUGACUUCUGUGCCUUUAACUUCACAUCAGGCCCUGCUGCAGGCAAAUUCUGCUGGGACAGGCAACCGGAAUAUAGCGCUUACAGAGAAAGCAGCUUCGGGCAUGGAAUUUUUGAGGUGAAGAAUGAGACUCAUGCUUUGUGGACAUGGCAUCGUAAUCAAGACUUGUACAAGUAUGCAGGAGACGUCAUCUACAUCGUUCGGCAACCUGAUAAGUGCCCAAUCAAGGGGAAGAGAAACAUCUGACCAAGUCCAUAAGACCAGACAAUUCAUAGAACAGAUCAAGAUUAAAUUUUUGAGAAGAAAAUUUAGCAGUUGUUACUUCUACAGUUGAUACAGAGAGCUGUUGCUGCUUCUACAGGAAGCUAAUUAUAGGAUUGUGGGCAAGAGGAUGCAUUUGUCUAUUUCACGUGUAAAA